Molecule: messenger RNA, 1605 nt
Organism: Penicillium brevicompactum
Lineage: Eukaryota; Fungi; Ascomycota; Eurotiomycetes; Eurotiales; Aspergillaceae
Product: GMC family oxidoreductase
Exons: 6
Coding region: 1-1605 (534 amino acids)
Biological process (GO): secondary metabolite biosynthetic process
Molecular function (GO): oxidoreductase activity, acting on CH-OH group of donors; flavin adenine dinucleotide binding
Source: RefSeq, a predicted model, not a curated record
AUGAUUCGUUUAAACGAGCUUACGGCUCUGUCACUCCUCGUCUGCUGCUUCUUUGCAUGCUUAUCGGAAGGUAAAACGCGCUUUAGAUCUCACGGACGCCUCGCUGGAGAUGCCACAUUUGACUAUGUUGUCGUUGGAGGGGGUACAGCAGGACUCACUAUUGCAUCACGACUCGCGGAGCACCAGUAUCAAGUGGCAGUGGUUGAGGCGGGUGGCUAUUAUGAGUACAUGUACCCAUUAGCCCGAGUGCCAGGAGCUUGCAGUCUCGGAGCUGGUGCAGAUGUCCGAACUACAACACCGAUCGAUUGGGGCUUCAUGGUGCAUGGAGCGCCUGGUGCGAACUUCCGUGAUAUACAUUACCCGAGGGGUAAAUGCCUGGGCGGAUCGUCUGCAUCCAAUUUCAUGAUAUACCAAAGGCCAUCUAAACAGUCGUUGGAAGUUUGGGCAGAACUUGUCAAUGAUUCGAGUUAUCUGUUCGACAACGUGCUGCCUUACUUCAAGAAAACCGUCUCGUUCUCACCUCCGUUUGGAACUCGGUUUGCAAACGCGACUCCACUUUUCAACGCAACCUCCUUUGACCACGAUGGCCAGCCGGUGCAAGUAUCGUACCCGAAGUAUGCCACCCCAUUUUCCACUUGGGUGAAACGAGGCAUGAGCGAAGUUGGGAUUGAAGAAGUGGAAGAUUUCAACAGUGGUAGUCUCAUGGGUCAUCAAUAUUGCGCCAUGACGAUCCAGCAAGCAGAUGCAUCGCGAAGUAGUUCCGAGUCUGCUUUCCUUCAAACAGGGUUCAGGUUUGGGUCAUGGACAGUGUAUCAGUUCGCCAUGGCGAAGAAGAUUAUCUUCGAUGCAAAUCACCGGGCCACUGGUGUUGUCGUUGAACAAGGAAACCAAUUCAUUCUCAGUGCAAGGCGAGAAGUCAUUAUCUGCGCGGGUGCAUUCCAAUCCCCGCAGCUGUUGAUGGUUUCUGGUCUUGGUCCGGCCGAGAUUAUACAUGCACACGGUAUUGACCUCGUCGUCGAUCUGCCGGGCGUUGGUCAAAAUAUGUGGGAUCAUGUGUUUUUCGGGCCUUCAUAUGAAGUCAACGUGCCAACUUUGGGAAUGCUGAAUAACGACCUCAUAUCCAUGCUCGUACAGGUGGAAAUGUGGCUGCUCGGAGGAAAUGGGAUUCUAACAAAUCCAUCGACCGAUUACAUCGCCUUUGAAAAACUGCCAAAAGCUUCGCGCUCUCAAUUUUCCGACAUGAAUGAGCAGGAUCUGGCAUGGUUUCCAAGUGAUUGGCCAGAAGUCGAGUACAUUGCAGGAUCUGCAUUUGAAGGGAACUUCUCAGAUCCGUACGCCGAGCAGCCUCGAAACGGCAAGUAUGCCACCGUUGCUGGAGUGCUAGUGGCUCCAACAUCACGGGGGAACAUCACUAUCCGCUCAGCCGACAUGGCGGAUCCGCCGACGAUAAAUCCAAACUGUCGCGCCAGAGUUUUCGGUGUUACAGGAUUGCGUGUUGUCGAUGCGAGCUCCUUUCCAGUACUUCCGCCAGGCCAUCCUCAAUCGACAGUUUACAUGCUGGCGGAAAAGAUUGCCGCCGAUAUCAUCUCUGGUGGACCGCAGUAA